AUGACAGCAACGUCAAGAACGUCCCCACGUGCAUUACGCGCUGCUCGACGUGGAGAUGCGUCGCAGCUACACGAGCAGCAACACAAGGAGCUGGUGGGACGGGAGGGAAUAGCAGCACCUGUGGAGGUGGCGGAGGAACAGGAGACGUCAGGGGGCGAGGCUGCUGCGGCCGCGGCGGCAGUGGAAAACGGCGCAACGGUGACUGAGUCGGAGGCGGCUGCGGUGGCUGAGGUUGCGGAUGCUGCGGGGCCGGAGGCGGUUGCUGCUGUUGCGACUGUGACUGGGCCGGCGGCCGUGGUGGCUCCGGUGUAUGUUGGCGGGCUUGGCGGGCUUGACGCUGCCUUUGGCGGCGGCUCAUCUGCACCCUCUGCCAUCCCCCAGGCGUUGCAACCGCAUGCAGAGGAGCCGGGACCGGCAGUGGGUCUGGAACAGACUGAGGAGGCGGUGCUGGCGGCGUCACCGGAGCCUGUAACGGCAGCUGCGCUGGCUGCGGCGGUGACAGCGGCAGCAGGGGAACAGGACGGAGACCUGGCCGAGGAGGAUGUGCCGACUGCCGCUGCGAGCGCCGAAACGUCUGCUGCUGCCGAGGGCGCAAACACGCAGGGGCACGGCCAGGGGGGGAGCGAUAGACAGGGUCACGGACCCGGCGUGGCUGCCUGCGCCGCCCGCGGGAAGGCAGGGAAGAAGCUUCGAGCCCAGCCAGCACCGAGGCGGCCCGGAGCAAGGCUGGGACCUGGUCCCCCGGGACCCCUCCUGGGCUGGCUUCUGCAAGGGCAGUUGCCACGAGCAACGCCGAUGCUGGCGCCGUGGAUCCCGGCGGGAAGACCGCAACAGGCUGGACGAGGCGAGCAGAACGCCGGCACCAGGGGUGGCGCAACGGCUCGCGGAGAGAGGGAAGGAGGACGAGGUGCCAGAGGGGGAAGAGGCGGAAGAGGCCCGAUCGUCGGCGGAAGGGUGGCGCUCGUGAGAACGGGAACGUGGCGGGAACGCCACGAGCGACCAAAGCAAGCGGAGCCACCAACGAAUCACAACGAAGAAGAUGUUGUCAACAGCGAUGAGGGGGACGACUUUGUAGCUGAAUCGGCUGAGCCAUCGGAGGAAAUCUCGUUGGAGGACGAGGAGGAUGUGCGCACGGCGAGAGGGGCUGGGGGACAGAGGAGAAACCAGAGUAACGGGGUAAACCCUCAGAUCGAUAACCCUCAGGGGACAGGAGUUAGGGACGAGGAGGUGAAUGGAGAACAGAGUGAGCCUCGUGUACGGUCGCCUUCUGACCUGGCGGAAGACCAAGCCAUCUGGCAGCAGGUGGCCACGUGUAACUUGACUCCCUUACAACGUGGGGAUCAACCGUUCCUGGUGCGCCGCAUGCCACCCCAAAUCCUACAGAGCUACACAAUCUGCAUCCUCACACCACUCCUCCGGCUGUCCAAGAUUCCGGACUGCCCAGGUGCAUGGGCGGUCCUACAGUACCUACCGAGGCUGACACUACGUCCCGCCCCCGAACCUGUUGAAGGCAGCUGA
Closterium sp. Naga37s-1 is the source of this 1518-nucleotide messenger RNA. The record is from the annotation of a GenBank genome assembly. Lineage: Eukaryota; Viridiplantae; Streptophyta; Zygnematophyceae; Desmidiales; Closteriaceae.